GAACUAUAGAAGGCCUAUGGGAAAGUGGUUCGUCGCUAGUUAGAGGAACGAGAGAAAUGGAAGCGCUGAGGGCAUCCUACGGCGCCGACUCCGAAGGGUCGGACGCAGAUGAUUCACCUGCUGCCGAAUCGAUGAGCAGCAGAAAUGGCGCCAAAAUCAACUCACGCGAGGUGCGUCAACAGCUGCAUCCUCUGCCGGUGUCCUUGCCGCCGCCGCCACUCGACCUCCUUCAAACACCCGAUCUUCCUGAUUUUUCAUCAACUACUCAAGGAAGCCGCAUCAGAAGCUUCCCUCAUGUUGAAGGAAAUUAUGCACUUCAUGUUUACAUCCCAGUUCUCAUACCAACACCAAUUAGGACGCAACUAUCCAUUUUUAUAAAACAAAUUGCAUCUCUAGUUCCUGGACUUUGUGCUGUUGAUUGUGACUUCCCUAUUGCUGAGUUAUGCAAAGACAAUGCAAAACUAGAGCAAAUUCUCUUAGGAAGAGAAUUCCAUAUUAGCUUGGGAAGAACAGUUCCUAUUCAAGCACAUCAAAUUGAGUCUAUUGUGGCUAUGCUUCGUCAAAGGUUCCAAUCACAGAGAAGGUACUUUAUAGAUUUCAAUAAGUGGGAUGUCUUUGUCAAUGAUGAGCAAACACGCUCUUUCCUUGCGCUUGAAGUUAUGGGUGCUGGUCUUUCAGAGAUAUCCAAGCAGAUUCGACUUGUAGACGUGAUAUAUAGAUUACAUGGUCUCCCUGAGUUUUAUAAGAACCCACGGCCCCACAUAUCCUUGCUAUGGGGUUUAGGAGACACAAGCGGCAUGCUAAACCAAGCGGUUGAAAACAUUGAAAGAUCCUACAAGAAUUCAAGCCUGCCGUGUCGGCAUAUCUUUACUUGCAAGAUCAACGGCAUUGAAUGUAGAAUAGCUUCUAUGAGCGCAUUCAUCUUCGUACGAGCGGGCGUAGCGUGAAUCAUUCAAUUCUCAAGAGACGAAUCUUGUCAGGCACGGGCCGGUCCAGGUUUCAUGUACGACGACUGUCGCUUUGCAUCACGAGAAUUAAAUUUCAUCAAAUGACCUUUGUCA
Zingiber officinale is the source of this 1061-nucleotide messenger RNA. RefSeq names its product U6 snRNA phosphodiesterase-like. The transcript has 7 exons. Gene Ontology annotation, molecular function: 3'-5'-RNA exonuclease activity. The record is from RefSeq and is a predicted model, not a curated record. The coding region runs from base 57 to 947 and encodes 296 amino acids. Lineage: Eukaryota; Viridiplantae; Streptophyta; Magnoliopsida; Zingiberales; Zingiberaceae. Gene Ontology annotation, biological process: U6 snRNA 3'-end processing. Gene Ontology annotation, cellular component: nucleus.